AUGGCGGCCUACGGGAGCUGGUUUCGCUCUUCCAUCUGCAGUUUAUUUCUGUACGCGCUAUAUUCGGACCUGGAGCUGGUUCUGACGCAUGACCCGGAGAGCUGCGAGUCUCUGCGGCUGGGACAAUAUUUGUGCAAAGAGCCAAAGAUCAAUGAAGCCACACAGGAGCCGGAGACGUGUAAGGACGCGGUGGCCUGGGUGGAAUGUCUGCCCGCUCCUAACGUCACGUGUCGUUUGUCAAACGGCUCUGAGUUCAGAUUCAGUGGAGACGAAGUCGGAUUCAACAAAACCAUCUCCUGCAGGAAUGUGAGCGGUUACUCGUACAAAGUGGCGGUGGCUCUGUCCCUGUUCCUGGGCUGGCUCGGAGCAGACCGGUUCUACCUGGGGUAUCCUGCUCUGGGUCUGCUGAAGUUCUGCACUGUGGGUUUCUGUGGCAUCGGGACUCUCAUCGAUUUCAUCCUCAUCGCCAUGCAGAUUGUGUAUUGUGUGUCUCAGAUUGUGUGUCGUGUGUCUCAGAUUUUGUGUUGUGUAUUGUGUGUCUUCUCUCAUUGUGUGUCGAUUGUGGGUCCGGCUGACGGCUCUCACUACAUCGUGGAUUAUUAUGGCGCUCGUCUCACUCGACUGUCAAUCACCAACGAGACGUUCAGGAAGCCGCACCUGUCGCUGUGA
Messenger RNA from Knipowitschia caucasica, 669 nucleotides. Lineage: Eukaryota; Metazoa; Chordata; Actinopteri; Gobiiformes; Gobiidae. The record is from the annotation of a GenBank genome assembly.